CGGAAAAUGUUGUAAUUUGUCAAAAAUUCCCUUUCGUGUUGGAGGCGUGAGUGUUGAUAUGCUGUUUGAGGAAAAAUCUAUCUUGGAAAGUAAAUCUGUUGUUGCAGCCUGAAUUCACAUCAAUCGAUCAGAACACAUACCUCCGGAGAGCGCAUAACUGAAUGCUAUUUCGCGAUUGUCAGUUCUCUAGCAACAACCAGUUAAAUUGUUGAGCCACAAGAUCAACGUGUACGUGUCGCGGUUUAUUGCCUGUCGUAACCUCAUCUAAGGUUACCGUUCGUAAUUCCUCCGGCUGUCAUCUACCGAGUUCCGUUGCCUUGUCCUACAGCCAAUCCGCCUGAUUAGGUUGUACGAUAUUUCGCGAAUUGAGCAACAGUUUUCGUUAAAAGCAAAAACUAAGCAGAAGAAUUCUGCCACCACGUUACCGCUGUUGAAAAGCUGCGAGUGAUAACAUGGCCAACAAUCGUCAAAAAAUUGUCCAAGAAAAGAACGUUUCCGAGGGGGAGACAACGGAAAUGCUUUGCGUCGUAUGCUUCAAGCCGAUAGUAUACUUCGCUAUUGGCGAAUGUGACCAUCUGUGUUGUUACGAGUGCUCUACUCGUAUUCGAGUUUUAUGCCAGCAGAACGAUUGCCCUAUCUGUCGUAGAGAUCUAGCCAAGGUUAUAUUUUCAAAAACGCUCACGCCAUACCAGCAACUGGACGUGAAAAAUCGUUCCGGACUGUAUGAUAAAAAAUAUCGCAUCUGCUUCACCGAUGCGGAAGUUCAGCAAGCGUACUACGAUCUGCUGGAUUACAAGUGCCCUCGGUGCGAUCAAAAGAAUUUUCCCAAAUUCGAACUACUGCGGGAACACGUACGCAAGCAGCAUGAGCUUUUCUACUGUGACAUCUGUACGGAACAUCUGAAGGUAUUUUCCUCGGAACGGCGCUGUUAUAAUAGACAGGAGCUAGCACUGCAUCGUCGCAAAGGUGAUCCAGACAAGGUUGGUCAUCGCGGUCAUCCUCUGUGUGAAUAUUGUGAUACGCGAUUUUUGGAUAAAGAUGAACUGUUCCGCCAUCUGCGAAAAGAUCAUUUCUUUUGUCAUUACUGUGACGCUGAUGGCAGAAACUAUUUUUACGGAGAUUACGUAUCGCUGCGCGAUCACUUUAGAACGGAUCAUUUUCUGUGCGAGGAAGGUGAAUGUGAACAAGAACAGUUCACGUCGGUGUUUCGAACGGAGAUCGAUUUGCGGGCGCAUCGUGCAUCGAUCCAUGGUAAAUCCAUGAAUCGAUUAGCGAACAAGCAGACCCGAACGCUAGAACUUGAGUUUACAUACGCGCCACGACACGGUGCUGCUGUGGCUGGUGGCUCUGGUGCAUCGCAUUCUGGUGGUGCUGCUUCCGGUGGUGGACCUUCAUCAAAUCGAGGUCGUGGUGGACGGGCGGGAAGUGCUACUGGACGUCCGGUUCCGCCAGGAUCGUCUGGCGACAUGUUACAGCACGAGUUCGACAAUCUCGAACUGGCAAACGAUCAUGCGACCAAGCAACAUCCUAAAAAGGUGAUUGAUGCCACUAAUGAGCAAGAUUUCCCAACUCUCGGUGGUUCGGCGCCAAAUCCAGUAUUUCGCCCAAACAACGUCACUAUACGGCAACGUGUUUAUGGAGCCGCUGGACUUGCGCGGACGAAAGAAAACUUUCCCGCCCUCGGAUCGGGCGGUGGGGAAGGGACUGGUCCGACCAGUCUGAACGAAGGAUUUAGCAGUAAAAUCACUGCGAGUUCUCUCCUAAAGCCCAGUCAACCUACUGCUACGUCUGGAACGAGCAUGAUGAUACACGUAUCUAACCGACCCGCAGGGUCAAGCGGUGGAAAAACGAAUGGUGCAUCCGUUGCAUCCAUGGUCGGGAAGAAAAGUACCUCAGACUUUCCUGCUCUGCCCGGUUCCGGUAGUAAGGGAUCGAACAAAAAGACUGGAGGAGAUAUCUACGCAGACAUGGACGAACGAAGUGGUGGCGCAGCGAUGGUAAAUCUCAAUGCAAUCUCUGCGAAACAUCGUGCACUGGUGGACGAUUACAUGUCAGUAUCUAGCGUCGUGUCGAAAGUAACGACCAUAUCUUCCAAGGAUGCAAAGAAACAAUUAUCUGCUCCCGUCCAAAGUUCCGUGCCUAGCGUGAACUCAAUCAAAGCGUUUCCAACGCUGGGGGAUGGCAACAAACCGGCGUCGGUUAAACCAUUGCCGUGGGCUUCGGGAUCUGCAACGGCAUCGAACAGCGGUGGAGGUGGAUCCGCUGCCUCUGCCGGCAACACUUCAGGCAAGAAGAAACCCACGCCAGCCCCCAAUCUACGAGAGGAAAUAGCUUUCGUCAAUCUUAACGCUUUAACGGGUAAAAAGUCAGCGGAAAAGACGAAACAGAAAGCUGACUCGUCUCUCUCCAACGUUGCUGAUGCGCGCAACAAUAAUAGCGAACUGGCGCAGAGAGGAAUUGGCGCAACGAAGGAUCCACGCAACAAGGAACCACAGCAAAAACAGCAACAGCACUCCAAAUCGAAUGGACAAAGCUCAUCGGCAAAUCAAACAUCUCAUGCAAAUAAUAAUAACAAUCCUUCUUCCACGCUGAACAAUUCGUUCCCGGUGUUGGGCAAUGCGAACAGUGUACAGUUCGCACUAGCGGCGGGACCAAAACGUACACCGCCCGGAUUCGAAAAUGUGCACGUCAAACGCAUGCCGGGACCUCCACCAGGAUUCGGAAACGUUACGUUAAAUUCUGUCGCACGGAAUGCGAACAAUAUGACGUUCACGAAUUCGACGGGUGAAUCGUACAAUAUCUUGCCUACGCAUAGCUACGUUUCACCAUCGAAUGCCAGUAAACGGAAUCAGGUGCUUGUGACUCACUUUCAGAAAGCGUUGAAAAACCAAGAAGCGUUGAUGGAAUUUCGGACCAUAUCACAGAUGUUCCGUGAUGGACAGUAUGAAGCAUCCGCUUAUUAUGAUCACUGCAAGAUAGCGCUCGGUGAUCGUUUCAAUGAAAUUUUUCCCGAACUAAUCGCGCUACUGCCAACUAUCGCCAAACAACAAGAACUUUACUUGGUGUUUUGUCAAGACGAGAAAAAUAAACCGAAAUCGACUGCAAAAGGAAAAGCUUCUAACGCAUCGAAGCUGGAAGUGUGUCACGUUUGCAAACAAGUACUCAUUCAACAGGAUUUAACGGAACACUAUCAAACGCACUACAUGGAGAAUAAUUUUCCGAAGCUCGGGACAAACACAGCAGACGAAGGGAAAGUGGAUUCAUCGGCGUGGAAGAAAUAGUUUAGUACAGGCAGCAGCAACAUCAGCAUUAGCCAUCAGUAGCUGAUCGCAAAGAUGACGAACUAGGGCCAUGUUUUCUCUCGGUAUACGAAAGAUAUUCGUUAGUGGAUCAUGGAUGUACGAUCCUGUACAGUUUACAGCGAAUGAUUUUAGUACAAUGGUUAAGUAAUUUGUGAACCUACGAAUUUGUGAUGCAUCUCGUUAAUUUUAUUUAAUUCAUUGUAACUAAACAUUGAACGAUUUGUGUGGUACAAUAUGAACGCGAUGCAGGUAAAACCCAGACGUGUGUUAGGAAGAGCUAUAAACAUUAUCGACACCAUUUUCCAAAAAGCUAGUUGAUUUCGUACGCUUAGCGUUGUACCUACUAUUUGUUUGGGCGUAAAAAAGUUAUGCUCAAUUUAAAAGCCUUCCAACACGCAACAAGUGGAGCCUAUGGAAGUUGUAUAAAGUGUAGAUGAAUAACAAUGUACAUAAAAUAAAACGGACAACUAAAAUACAAAGCAAAGGCUUCUUCUUUAAACUACGGUUCUAACUCGUGCACUGGUCCUUUUAUGGCCUAAAGUUUUCCUAUGAUCGGCAAAAGUCUAGUGCGUGUCCAGUAGCGUUCGAAACGUGGCAAUGGCCAACAAGAAACAUUACCUCUACUAGGCAAGAUGAAGCAAAGCUAGUGUGCAAAUAUCAUUUUCCGUAAAUCCAAUACUUACCAGUACAUCAUUGUUUCAGUGUUCGAAAAUCCAGUUCAAUUCAUGUAAUACAACAGUUUAUAUUUAUUUUUCAAAUAAAGAGAGCUAGUUGCGAAUAGAAAGUCA
Messenger RNA from Anopheles funestus (African malaria mosquito), 4090 nucleotides. RefSeq names its product E3 ubiquitin-protein ligase ZNF598. The record is from RefSeq and is a predicted model, not a curated record. Gene Ontology annotation, molecular function: ubiquitin protein ligase activity; ribosome binding. The coding region runs from base 453 to 3281 and encodes 942 amino acids. NCBI's taxonomy places the organism in Eukaryota, Metazoa, Arthropoda, Insecta, Diptera, Culicidae. The transcript is spliced from 6 exons. Gene Ontology annotation, biological process: rescue of stalled cytosolic ribosome; protein ubiquitination.